Messenger RNA from Xyrichtys novacula (pearly razorfish), 324 nucleotides. The record is from the annotation of a GenBank genome assembly. NCBI's taxonomy places the organism in Eukaryota, Metazoa, Chordata, Actinopteri, Labriformes, Labridae.
AUGCCAAAUUUAUUGGUUUACAAUUCCAUUGGAUCACACCAGCAAGGCAGAGAGGGGGGCCCUGCUGCUUGGACAGCGCAGGGUCUCCAUACAUCUUGCCCAGGCCUCUUGUGCCCUGGAGAACACCUGCACAACACCGGAGGUAAGCGGUUACCGGUUUCAAGUUCUUCCUUAUUUGGGGUAGAGAUGAUGCAUCUCACUGGACAGCUAACGCCCGCCUCAAGCUGGGCAGCCCCCAGCCAAUUAGGUGCUGUCCUGCCACAGCCUGCCUGCUUUAUUGGGUGCAUGAAGUUAAGGGAUUUCAUCCUGACAAGUGGGCUGUAA